GAUGCUAGCUCGGGGGACUGUGCCAUCUCGGGAGAUUUGAAAGGUGAGCAGAGGGGACUGUUAAGUCUUCUCCUUAUUCCAUUCCCAUAAUACAAAAUAAGGCAACAAACCCCUUUUAAAACAAGGUCCGGUUAUCCUGCAGAACUCACUGACACAUGAUAUUAUUGCAGCAAGCAAUUAGCAAGCGUUUUAAAGGGUUAAAUGUCUGUUAUGUUACAGGGUAGGGCACAGCCAUGGGGCUGAGGUGACAUUUUCUAAGAUUUACCCAAAAUGUACGGGCUAAAUAAUUGUUAUGAGAGGUUGAUGGAAAUGAUACUCUCAGCAACUGUACUGUGAAAAUGUUUGAUAUUGGGUCUGGGACUCGCUGCUGGCUUAUCUGUGAUACUCAGUGUGGAACAGCUGCUCUGCUGGGCCUGAGGAGCUAUAGUGCUGGAGUGUUACUGAUUCACCAACACCCUCCCUUGUGAUGUUAAGUGUGUGCAGGGUGCAGCCACCCAGGGAGCUCCCUGGAGGUCAGUGCAGGCCAGGUCAUUGUGUUGCCCGGCUGGGGGUGCUGGCGCACUGAGGCAGGCAGAGAUGUAUCCGAGAGUUCGGUGUAGGGAGUCUGGGUGUCCUUUUCCCCCACUCUACCCCCCCUCAGGAACUGAAGCUCUCCCCAGGCACUGGCUGGCUGAAAUGUGAACCUUGUGCAGUUGUCAGGAAAUGGCUAGUGACAGUUCUGUGACACCUGUAGUAAGGGUGUGUCCUGGGGCUGCGUUCCAGGCUGCUGGAUCCAUGGGGUGCGUGUCUUCUGUGGAGCAGCUAAAAUGAGGACCGUGGUGUUGCACUAAAUUAGGGCUCUUCUCCCCCCAUUUAAUCUGACUCCAAAAAGCAUCCAUCGUUUCCCUAGAGAAGAGACAAUGAGCGGGGUUCAAAAUGACCAGGGCUCCAUUUCUGUGUCUCAGGACUAGACUGAUGGGGUGGGGCAGGAUAGCUUUCCUCUGGCUCUUGUCACUAUAGGAUCUGAGCCUGACAAGAAGCAAACAGGAAAGAGCAGGAUGCCAAAGUGCCUGGGGUCCGUGCGUGCAUGUGGGGAAGAGGUGAGGGGGGGGAACUGCUGCAUGGGGAGCGCUUUCAAAAAUCUAUCUUCAGUGGGUCCUCCUCCCAACACCUCAGCCAGAAGCAUGGUUUGAUCCCCAUCUCAUCCGGGGUGCUGAGACUCAGAGUGGUUGGGAACUAACCCUACAGAACUGCCCUGUGACUGUGGGUGCCUUGGGGCCCCUGAGUGGCUGAGGCAGGAGUCUCCAGGUGGCCCUGCACUGCCUGGGUGAGGUGAGGACAGCAGGAAGGAGCGCAGAAUCGCCAGCCACUUCCUUGCAGGAAAGCCAGGAGAAAUCAUGGCUCUGACAGGUACUGGCAUCUGCAUGGUGCUGCCUGACUGUCUGGGGACUGGUGCCAUCCGAGGGCUAGGCACCUUGCUCCCCCUUGUCUGUGACCAUCUGAACCCCGAACAGAUAAUCCUGCUUUUUCUGGGCCCAGCCUGCGGUGGGAGCAGCUCUGAUGCACCCUGACACCUUCCUCCACCUCCCAGAGGUCACGUGCCUCUGGGACAAGGGGCAUCUCAGGCCCAGAAGGGCAUCUAGCAAUCCCACAAUGCCCCAGGCCUGCCAGGGGACCCAGCGCUUUGGCCUUAGCACCCCCUUAGUAGGUGUGGGGAUAUGAAUAGGGCCCUGAAUCCACAGUGCACUCUGGUCUCUGGCACAGGCCCUGCUCCCCAAUGAAAAGGUGUUCAUGGAUCUGCCCAGCCCCUUGGGGGGCCACGGGAAUUUAUCCCAACUCGUCUGUGGAGCAGGAUUAUUCUUGUAGCUGCCAGGUGCAUUCUGGGAUUGGGGCUCUGCUUCAUGGCCCCAGGGAGUUUGCUCUGGGGGCAGCUAGGCCUGACCUGGGUCAAUGAGCAGGGGGCACAGGAGGGCUCUGCAGUGGGCUGGGCCAUGCCCCCUCCCCUGGCCCCAAGCCCUGGCACUCUGUUUUGGGGGCACAGUACAUUAGGCCAGGGGCUGGUGGGCCUGGGUGGGAGGUGGCAGUGGGUGCCACUGGACUCCUUGUUGUUUUAAUGGCUGCACUGUGUCUGGGCUCUGCACAGCCAGCUCCUCUUCGCUCCAGUCUCAAAGGGAUGGGGUGUGGCCAGACCCAUUCGGAGUCAGGUAGGAGUCAACGCUCAGCCCUCUGCCCCCUGAGUGGGGCUGUCACAUGACUGAGAGAGAGGAAUCCUUUUGUUUCAUAGCUUCUCAGGCUAGAAGGGAUCAUGGUGAUCAUGUAGUCUGAUCCCCUGGAUAACACAGGCCAGAGACCUGGCCUGAAAUAAUUCCUAGAGCAGAGCUGUUAGGGAAACAUCCAGUCGUGAUCUAAAAAUGGCCAGUGAUGGAGACUCCAUCACCACAACCUUGGUAGAUGGUUCCAGUGGUUAAUCCCCAUCAUGGGGACACAUGCACACCUUCUUUCCCUUCGCAAUUUGUCUAGCUUCAACUUGCAGCCCUUGGAUCGUGUUUACCUUUCACUGCUGGAUUGAAGAGCCCGUUAUCAAAUAUUUGUUCCUCAUGUAGGUACUUACAGACCGUGAUCAAGUCACCCCUUCACUUCUCUUGGUUAAGCUAAAUAGACUGAGCUCCGGGACUCUCUCACUAUCAGAUAGGUUUUCUAACCUGUCAGUCAUUCAUUUUCGUGGCUCUUCUCUGACCCCUCUCCAAUUUAUCAACACUUGGCUCCUGUGCCCCUUAAUCCCGCUCAAGUUUAGACAGUGUAGUGACUGCAGGUGGAUCUGCGAGGGAGGCCGGGAACUGUGGUAAUGGCAGCUCCCCACCCAGCCCCAUAGAAUGAUAGACCGACAAGCUCCAUUCUGCAGCUUUGGGGUCAGGCUGUGCUCUAUACUCAGCAGCCUUGGCUUGUGUAUCUAGCCCUCCCACUGCCAGCAUGUGUUGCAGCCGUGCCAGCUCCAGCAGCUGGAGUCAGUGUUGGACUCAUGGGGCAGGGCUGGUGCCACCAUGCAAGUGUCUGGCCCCAUUGUCAGGCAGUUAAUGGAUGGGCUGCAGAGCACGUGGAGUGAAAAGGGGACUGGAUGGUGCCACCUUCCCCGUCCCCUCCACUGCCCUAGAGCAGCAGGGGUUGGAGCCUUUGGGGCUAUGGGGAUGAAGCUGUGAGGACCAGGUUGGAACCAGGGAUGGGGAUGGAGGGAGGCCCUGGGCCAGGUUGGAGAUGGGGGCACAGGGGCAGCAGGGUGCUAGGAAUGUGUCUUCCUACAGUGCGCUUUCUAACAUGCUGCUGUGUCUGCCUGCAGCACCGAUGGCGUCAGCCGUCCCUCCAAACUUCUCCUGGGUGGUGCCUGGCAAGCUGGCAGGGCUGGCCAUGCCACGGCAGCCCGCACACUACCAGUACAUGCAUGAGCAUGGCAUCCAGCACCUGGUGUCACUGACCGAGCGCAGCCCGCCCUACCACGACACCUGCCCUGGCAUCAAGCUCCAUCACCUCCGCAUCCAGGACUUCUGUGCCCCAUCGCUGGAGCAGAUCAAGCACUUCCUGCAGAUUGUGGAGGACGCCAGCACCAAGGGGGAGGCGGUGGCAGUGCAUUGCAUGCUGGGAUUUGGCAGGACAGGAACCAUGCUGGCCUGUUACCUGGUGAAAGCCCAGAGACUCACCGGGGUCGACGCCAUCCACGAGAUCCGGAGAAUCCGGCCCGGAGCCAUUGAGACGCAUGAGCAGGAGAAAGCCGUGAUCCAGUUCCACCACCACAUCAAAUAGCCACAGCUGGCGGCGCCCCCCUCUCCCUACACGGGGAAUGGGGGGCAGAGGGAGAGGGCUGCUCAGCUACACAGACACCUGCAGGAGGUGCCUGCUGGGCGUUUUUGGACCCAUGGAGGGAACCUUCCCAACUCCUGGCUGCUGAGGGGAGCUGGGGCUGGUCUCAGAGCCUGGAGCCACACUCCGUUCUCGGCAGUAUCUGCCUGCACUGGGGCAGGGGUUGCCCCAGCCCCCUUUACUCGAGGCAGAGAGGAUGAGAUCUGAAUCGGGGAGGGGCAAGGGGCAGCAAUGUGGAAGGGGGAGCCCCGUAGGGCAACGUCUUCUCCAGUCCCCUGUGAUCCUUGCCUUGGGAGAGCCAGGCCCAUAGAGACGGAGUGGGGCUUUGCCCUGUAGGGAGGCUAUGCAUGCCUGCAGGGUGUGUGGGCUGGAGCCUAUCCAGCUAAGGGCUGUAGAUGAGGCUGGAGGUGUUGGGGGGUUUUACUCUUCAGAGCUGCUGCAAACGUGUCCACCCCCCGCCCUGAAUAAAAGAAGUUGGCAUUGGC
Molecule: messenger RNA, 4316 nt
Organism: Caretta caretta (loggerhead turtle)
Lineage: Eukaryota; Metazoa; Chordata; Testudines; Cheloniidae
Gene: DUSP23
Product: dual specificity phosphatase 23
Biological process (GO): protein dephosphorylation
Source: RefSeq, a predicted model, not a curated record